GAGAGAGGGAGAGAGUGUGCCGGGCCAUGCCCACCUCUGCUCAUGGUCCAACAGCAUGAAAGGGGGCCACCAUCACCAUCGCCACCACCGAGGCUGUGGCUGCCAACACUUGUUCCGUAAAGUCCUGGCCAAGUGUGGCUGCUGCUAUGCCAGAGUCAGAGACUCAUAUUCGGCAGCAGGCAGCGAAGGCAGCAUCUCCACCUCUGUGGCGUCACUGCCCCCACAAGCAUCAGGCAGCUCGGCCCCCAGCUCCCCCGGCUCCAGGCGCUCCGUGAGCACCCUGAAGAAGUGGCUCACAAACCCUGUCCGCAAACUCAGUGCCGGAGCCACUGCCAAAGGGGAACGUCAAGUUCGUAAACUUGAGGGAAAGCCCCCACCUCUUCCGUCUCACAGCCACGAUCUGAGCAGCCCUCCAAGGCCUGACGAGCCCCUCACCAUCCUGCCAGUCACCCACAGAGAACUGGAGUGGAAAGAUGGCCUGGCAAGCCCUGAGGACCUGUCACCGGCUACUCUACAGUCACCCAGCUACAUAACCGAUUCGCUGAUUGGCUGCACAUCACUGCCUAACACCCAGGAUACUAGCACCAGUGUUCUGCCAGAUGACAGCGGCUCUGUCUUAAUGGACGAUACCUCCAGCCAAUGGUCAGCUGCGGCUGACACUGAGGAGGAGAGAAGGAGUGCCUUAGAGAAAAGCAUGUAUGUACUGAAGGAGCUGAUUGAGACAGAGAAGCACUAUGUAGUUGACCUGGGGUUCAUAGUGGAGGGCUAUAUGGCCACGAUGACCUCUAAAGGUAUGCCCGAGGACAUGAAGGGAAAAGACAAGAUUGUUUUUGGGAACAUUCACCAAAUAUUUGACUGGCAUAAAGACUACUUCCUGGGAGAGCUGGAGAAGUGUUUGGCAGAACCAGAGAGACUGGCUCAGCUCUUCAUUAAGCAUGAGAGGCGUCUACAUAUGUACGUUGUAUACUGUCAGAACAAACCCAAGUCAGAACACAUUGUUUCAGAGUACAUCGAAACUUAUUUUGAGGAGUUGCGGCAGCAGCUGGGCCACAGGCUGCAGCUCAACGACCUGCUCAUCAAACCUGUACAGAGGAUCAUGAAGUACCAGCUGCUGCUCAAGGACUUCCUGAAGUAUUACACCAAAGCUGGGAUGGACACCGAGGAGCUGGAGAAAGCAGUAGAAGUGAUGUGCUUUGUGCCAAAACGUUGCAAUGACAUGAUGAAUGUGGGCCGGCUACAAGGCUUCGAGGGUAAGAUCACAGCCCAGGGCAAACUGCUCCAGCAAGACACCUUCACUGUCACUGAGCAAGACAGUAGCUUCCUGUCCCGAGCAAAGGAAAGAAGGGUCUUCCUGUUUGAGCAGCUGGUCAUCUUCAGCGAGCCAAUCGACAGGAAAAAAGGCUUCUCCCUCCCUGGAUACAUCUUUAAAAACAGCAUCAAGGUGAGCUGCCUGGGGGUGGAGCCCAGUGUGGAAGGCGAUGACGCACGCUUUGUAGUGACAUCACGCAACCCAGACGGGAGUGUGGUGCGCUUCCAGUUGCUGGCCUCCUCCCCUGAAAUCUGCAGGGCCUGGGUCAACGAUGUGGUUCAGAUCUUGGAAAGCCAGCGCAACUUCCUCAAUGCCUUACAGUCACCUAUUGAGUACCAGCGACGAGAGAGCAAGUCCAAUAGUCUGGGUCGCUGCAUGCGACCUCCUCUGUCUGCAGCCAGUGCCCUGCGGCCCCACUCCUCUGCCUCUAUUGACCGUCAUAAGCUGCCGUCCCUUCACUCUUACAACACCUCCCUCCCCGCGCUCUACCUGCCCAGCCAAGGCCAGGGCCACGGACAGGGCGAGAUGUACUCUCUGAGAGAUCCCGCUGUGGUACAGCCGUGCCCUGCUGACUCCCACACUGUUUCCCCGUCACAUGUCCAACUGGCCUUCACUGAUCAGCCAAACUGUCAAGCUGUGUCAAAUGGGCUGUAUACACCUGCCACACAAAGUGCACAGCAGAGAGCAGGAGAGGGCUGCCGCAGGGGUCAGGCUGCUGAUUCUGGGAGCCAGGUUCCAGUGUCAGGUCCCUCAGCUGGACGACGCCCCAGCAACCUGCCUCAGCUAGAUGAGGAUGACCUAUGAACUCUGAUACUGGGUUAGGAGGACAACAGCUAACACCACAGCUGUGGAGACGAGAAGACUUGUCUACUGUCUUUUUAUGCCAGGCUGAACCCUUACCUGGUUCAGUGAUAAUUUCUGGAUAACAAUGAAGGAUCAUAAGAAGGAACAUAUAAAGGAUUAUGAAAUGACUUCGCUCCUGUUUUUAGAGAGCCAUUCAACUGGAGGUGGCUUGCCUUGGCCGUCCUCAAUAGCACCCAAUGGGAUGUUACUGGGUUCAAAGUGAAACGCUCAAUGGACACUCAUUGUUAUGACAAUUUCUGCUUUUUACCUUUUUGAGAGUUUGUAUUCCAUACUCUGCUCUCUUUUAAAGGGCAAGGGGACUUUGUUUGAAGACGAAAUAUCCAUUCCUAAUUGGGGCGGUCACUGGAGUUACGUGUGUGCUUGUGUGUGUGUCUGUUUAUGCAGCUAUGUAUGGAUGUGUUUGAGUGCAUGAGAGUGUGCAAGGAGUAGCAUUGACUCUUCUUGCACUCUCUGGUAAAUUUCCUUAAAUUUUAUUUUCUUCUGAUGCCCCAUUGUGAAGACAAAUAUAGCUACAUGAAUAUGUUUUGUCAUUCCCCUGCUGACAACUGAGUUAGCUGUUUAUAUAGACAAGAACGGGAAAUGAAACACUUGAUGUGAACAUGCUACAAGGACUUUACUCACUCGAAUUUCAACUGAAAGUGAAGAACUUUCUUUCUUGCCACAGUGUUGAGAGCCUCUGUUUGCUCUCUUAUUCUGUUUGACGGGCCCUCAUUUGAUCUGGACAAAAAAGGUGUGAGGGAGCCCCCUGGAGGUUCUCUCUAUGUAUGACGUCACUUCAGAAUACUUUUUGCUCUUUGGGCAACUCCAGAGGAUUUGCUGGAUACGUGCAUUCAACGGGACUGCUGUGCUGACCCAAAGUGUUGCAUGCAACAUCUCUGGUGGCUGACUGGUGCACUGCUUCUUUACACAGAUCUUUCUUUCCCAGCCGAAGUGGGUCGCUUGUGGUUUUGGGGACUCAGGUCCUUAAAAGUGCAUUGGUUUAAACUAAUAUGAAUAGUUUUGUUAGUCCACUGGUGUCAUGUCAAGACUGUGCACCACUAUAAUCUCUGUUAACUUUUGCCCUCAUGGACUUAAUACUGUACAGUGCAUACCAUGACAGGAUUUCCUUGCAUAAGAUAAAGAAUGACCCAGGCAUGCUGUGACAGGUUACUGUUUCAUUUGGUGAAAAUGAAGGAAAAUAUUUUACUGGUUAAACAGAAUAAGAAUGGUGAAUCUGCAUGCCCCCUCUUCCUCAGACAACAGUGCCAAAAACAGCAGCUCGCCACUCAGAUGUUUCAUGCUUUUACUACGUUGUUUCAGUUUGCCACUAGUCUUACGAAACAAUCAUAGAUAUCUGUGUUACUAUCUGGAUUGUAACGCCUAAAGUGACAAAUAGAGGAGAGCGGAUAGGAUGAGGUUGACUAUCCUGUCAGUAUCAGGUCAGUUCUUCUUUUUGGCCAGUAGAGGGCCGCACAAAGCUUUUACUUCCAGUUAAGUUGGACCAUGCAGCUGCACCAAAGAUCAAUAGGCCUCACAUUUUAGAGCUCACGAUGAAGCAAGAGCUGCUUAACUAAAUUCCAUAAAGUUUACUGAAUAGUGAGGUGUCAGAUAAGUGGAACCUUCUCUCAAAAAUUAAUUUGCAGUUAAUGUGAACUGGUCUGUUUUCAUGGGAAUUACCGAUUAGACAGUUUUGCAUGUAACACAAAGGAAUACCACUACAGAGAAACAAAUUAAAAGACAUAUAGACCAAGAGAGGGUUGGUUAAUGCCAUGUUUGACUGAGUCAAAACUGUUGUAUCAUAUCAAAUAAAAAGUGUCUUUAUGA
Molecule: messenger RNA, 3976 nt
Organism: Scomber japonicus (chub mackerel)
Lineage: Eukaryota; Metazoa; Chordata; Actinopteri; Scombriformes; Scombridae
Gene: arhgef25a
Product: Rho guanine nucleotide exchange factor (GEF) 25a
Exons: 16
Coding region: 56-2113 (685 amino acids)
Biological process (GO): axon guidance
Cellular component (GO): plasma membrane; cytoplasm
Molecular function (GO): guanyl-nucleotide exchange factor activity
Source: RefSeq, a predicted model, not a curated record